Messenger RNA from Chironomus riparius, 3050 nucleotides. The record is from the annotation of a GenBank genome assembly. NCBI's taxonomy places the organism in Eukaryota, Metazoa, Arthropoda, Insecta, Diptera, Chironomidae.
UUAAACUAAUCGGUCGUAAAAAAUGCAUAAGAAUUGAAAAUUUGACAUACUUCAAGUGGAAGUUUGAUCAAAAACGGCUCAUAAAUUGAUAAAAUUUAUUAAAAUUAGCCAAAAAAAACUAAGCAGCCCUACCCAAAAUCAAAGAUGUCACCACAACCUCCAAGACCACCAACACCAAAGCCACCACCUCAAAAACACACAGCAAUCCCACAAAAACGAUCAUCAUGCUGCGACUUCCUUAUUCUCUCAAUUUCAUUUCUGUUUACAAUUUUUGUCGCGUGCCUUAUUCUCAUCUAUGUUCAUACUUAUCAGCAACAGCAUCAAAUGGAAAUUGAGAAGUUAAUUCAGAAGUCGAUUGACGAGAGAAUUUUAAACUUGAAGAGAAAUCCUCAAUUUUAUGAGAGGAAGAGAGGCGAUUUUGGCGAGAAUUUGAGGACGAAAAGAACUAUUGUUGAGUUCAGGCCGAUUGGUGCUGAUGAGUCUCAAGUAGAAUUUUUCGACCCAAGAUUGCGUCCUGAGCUGGAAAAAAAUGAUUCAAUGAUCAUGAAGAAAAAUAACUGGAAAGGUUCAGCACCAAAGGGAGACAACUGGGUCUGGUUGACAUCCUACUCAAGAAUUCCAUUCCAAGCAAUUGAUGGAUUUUGUAGACGAACUCAAGAGUAUUGUCCACCUGGAAAGACUGGAGAAAAAGGACAGACAGGACAAAAAGGAACAAAGGGAGAUAUUGGACCGGUUGGUCCAAUGGGCUACAAAGGAGACUCUGGUAUAACCGGUCAAAGAGGUCCUAAAGGAAUUAAAGGAAGUCAUGGGUUUAGAGGACUUGAUGGCAGAGAUGGUCUUCCUGGUGAGCCUGGAAUUGAUGGAUUACCUGGUCGCGCUGGAAAAGAUGGAACUCCGGGAGUGAAUGGAACAAAUGGUAGAGAUGGAACUCCUGGAACUAAUGGAAAUGAAGGGCUUCAAGGACCACCAGGAAUUAAAGGCGAUCGAGGAGAAAAAGGUCUUCCUGGACCAAAGGGACCACGUGGAGACAAAGGCAAAGAUGGAACUCAUGGAGUGCCUGGAACUUGCAUGCACGGAUGCGUCAAUCUUAACGGAUCUGCAACUGACACUAAAUUGUAUUACUUACCUGCUCAUAUUCCAACAUCUGGUCAAGCUGAAAUGAGGAAACCAAUCAUCAUUAAGGAAGGAGACAACUUAAGACUAAGAUGUUCAGCAUCUGGAUAUCCUGAGCCUAAAAUUCAAUGGAAACGAGAGGAUGGACAGACGAUGAAUUUUGGUGAAUGGGAAGCCAAUAUUGUGGAAACGAAUGUAAUGAACUUUACAAAAGUCAAUCGAGUCCACAUGGGAGUCUACGUCUGUACAGCAGACAAUGCAGUGUCUCCACCAGCAGUUUAUAAGUUUACUGUUGAAGUUCAGUUUAAGCCACUUGUGCGCAUCAAGCAUAAAUCCGAACAGUACAUAAGAGCUGAACCUGGAAAGUCAGUCAGUUUAAGUUGUGAGUCUGAAGCAUAUCCAGAACCAGUCAUGUAUUGGCAACGUUCUGAUGAUCUAACAAUUGAAAAUGAGAGGAACCGAUAUCAUGUUGAGCAAAAAACCAUUGACAUCUACAAAUUCAACACAACUCUCACAAUAUCCCGAAUCACUCAAGAUGACUUCAACAAGGAAAUCCGUUGCGUUAGCAAAAAUAAACUUGGAAUUGCCAAAAUUUCCUUCUUCCUAGUCACUCAAGCUCAAUUUAAGAACUACAAAGAUGGCGAUUCUCCAUUGGAAAGUGGUGAAAUUCCACCACCAAAAGAAAGCUACGAAUCUUUGUGUCCUGAACAGCGUCCAUGUGAUGAGUGUCCAACACUUAAAGACCUCAAAUGCAUCGACUCAACCCUCCUUGACAUCAUCGACAAAGAAGCUUUUGCAACUCCAACAGCCAACCGUACAUACGAUGAACUCGGAAAUAGAACUCAAGACUGUGAACUUAGUAUGGUUGGUAAGCCAGUAUUCUUCAGUCAUUUGGAUAUCACAUAUGGUGCUUGGCUGAGAGAUCCAAUUGCUGUUGAGAAUGUGACAGUUGAGAAAAUUUGGCAGACGAAUGAAAAUGAUCCAAGGAACUUGUAUGAAUAUAAGACAAAGUAUGAGUAUGUGAAGAAGAUUAAGCCAAAGAAGUAUCCACUGCCUUGUAUAUUUAAGGGAAAUGCUCAUGUAAUCUACAACAACCAUUUCUAUUAUUAUUGUCAAACUAAUGAGUCUAUAAUCAAGUAUGAGCUGAAAACUGAGAAAGCAGUCAAGGAAAAGAAGCUUGAGGACCUCAACUCAUCACAUUUACUAUACUCAACUCAGUUCAACGUCGUAGACUUCAGCAUUGAUGACAAUGGAAUGUGGAUAAUCCACAGCUCACCUAAUUCAAAUUAUACAAUUGUGUCUAAGCUUAAUGUUACUACUCUCGAGAUUCAGAAUAGCUUCAAUGUCAGCGUGUAUCAUGAUAAGCUUGGAGAAAUGUUUAUCGUCUGCGGGAUCCUUUAUGGAGUUGACAGCACAACCGACACAAACACAAAAAUCCGCUUUGCCUUCGACAUUUACAAGAACAAAAGAAUCGAUGUUGAAAUUCCAUUCUCAAAUCCAUUCACAAGUACAAGCACAAUUGGAUAUAAUUACAAUUUGAGGGAGCUUUACACAUGGAGUAAUGGAAAUCAGUUGAUAUAUCCAGUGAAGAUUAAUGCACUUGGUACAAAUUAUACAGCUGAGGAGAGUGUUCCUAUUCUUUUAGAACGUGGUGUUGGAUAUUCUGUGUUGAAGGCUAAGAAGAAGCCGAAGGUUGAACUGACAACGACACCAAAACCUACUUAAUUAUUUUUUUGAUGUUUUGUGUUUUUUUAAAAAUGUUGUAUUGAUGUUUGUGAUUCUUUUGUAUUUUAUAUUGGCUAAACCAGUGAUGGUCAACCUGUGUGUCGCGGAACACUAGGGUUCCAGAAUAUCCUAAGAACCAUGUGAUGUAUGCAUGCAAAGUGUGCCGUGAAAUAAAAAAGGUUGUCCACCACUGGGCUAAACUUUAAUUUUUA